AUGGGAGCUUGGAUAUUAGCGAGUGUGUUCUACGCAUGCCUCUUGCUAACAGAAGCGAAACAUAUAGUGGACGCGACUAGGAACAUUAAUAUCCAUCCGGCCCCUGUCAGGGUGACGCGACAGACAGAAGGACUAGACGUGAACAAAGAGCUUCCAGUCGAGGGCGACAGCGGCAUACACAGCGCUGUAUCCACGCAGAAUAAUCCAGAGACAUCCGCCACUAACUACCAGCCUUACAACGUCAAGCUAUACGCGGUUAGCGCGGAAAACGACAGAGAUGCUAACUCUUAUAACCUCUACAACGGCUACAACAAAGGUGGAAGCCACGAAGUCGACGCAAGACGCAAUGAAUUCGCCUCUGUCGAAGCCGACGUCGGAAGAUACAACAACCAGAGAGAAUACCUGGACGCUGCUGGCUACGAUCACUACAAAGCAGCUACCAGUUUCAACCUAGAAGAUCCCAGACAACUGGAAACUGUCCAAAGGGAGAUCGAGCCCUAUGAAGUCUCCGAAUUCCAGAAAUCUCACAAAGAAGAGGAACAGCAUGCCGAAGUUCAUUACCAUCAACAUAAACACGUGCACAAGCACAACCACAAGCAGGAGCAUACGCACAAGCAUCAACAAGAGCACAAACACGAACACGGUCAUAAACACGACCACCACGCUCAACACCAGCAUAAGCAUGAUGCCCAGCAUAAGCACGUCCACCAGUCGGGGCAUAAACAUGGCCACAGGGGCGAACAUUACCACAACCAUCAUCAGGAACAUAAGCAUAAUCAUCACGGUUCUCACAAGCACGACCACAAGCACCAACAGGAUCAUAAACACGACCACCACCACGGCCACAAGCAUUCCCACCAUGGCGAACACAAACAUUCUCAUCGUAACGAGCAUAAGCAUAACCACCACCACGGACAUAAGCAUGAGAAUCACCACCAGCAUAAGCAUCAGCAUCAUGCUGAUCACAAGCAUAAUCACGGACAUAAAGACGAGCAUAAGCAUCAGCAUCACGGUAGCCAUAACCACAAGCAUUCCCAUCAUAAGCUCUGA
This is a messenger RNA of Anoplophora glabripennis (Asian longhorned beetle), 1050 nucleotides long. Its product is annotated as histidine-rich glycoprotein-like. The record is from RefSeq and is a predicted model, not a curated record. The transcript has 2 exons. Lineage: Eukaryota; Metazoa; Arthropoda; Insecta; Coleoptera; Cerambycidae. The coding region runs from base 1 to 1050 and encodes 349 amino acids.